AUGGUGGGGUCCAGAGAGGCUUUGGAACUCCACAUCCUGUUCUGUUGCUUGUGUGGAGGGCUGGCCAGCCUCAAGUGCUGGGGGCAUGUCUGGGUCGAGCCCGCGCCGGUGGUGCGGAUGGGCUCCGACGUCUCCAUCAACUGCCUCUACACCUUUGGGUGCCCCUGGGCCGAGUUCCACCUCCUCUUCAACGCCAGCCUGGCCGAAGGUGCCCUGCAGCCCCUCAACAGCAGCGCCGUGCAGCUGCGGCUGCGUGACUACCGCACGCCCUUCCGGACGGUCUUCUGCGUCGCCCGCUGCCGCGGCAGCCACACGCGGCACCUGCUCUGUGGCACCACCAUCCUGGCUGGCUACCCUCCAGACCCCCCCAGCAACCUGAGCUGCACCAUCCAGGAGGGCUCGGAGUACCUGGUGUGCAGGUGGGACACAGGACGGCCAACCGAGCUCCUCACCAACUACAGCCUCCACCUGCAUGGGAUGGUGGUGGCAGAGGAUGCUGAGGAGAAGGACGAUGAGGAGGAAAAGGCCUUCACUGCAGGCUCACCGGUGCCAUUAAGUGUGUUGCAUGGCAAGACCCACUACUGGGCAUGGGUGCAGGCCAGCAACGCCUUGGGUGCUGCUCGCUCACCCCCUCAGCACCUCAACUUGCAGCAGCUUGUGGUACCCAGCCUGCCCCUGGUCAUUGGUGCUGAGACCACGGAGACCUCCCCUCCCACCACCACCCUCCACUGGAGAAGGCAGACGCUGCUGGAGGACGUGCACUGCGAGGAGCGGCACAGAGCCACGGGCACCUUGGCAUGGCAUCAGCACAGGACCCACUCGUGGCACAAUCUCCAGAGUAACACCCAGUACGUGUUUCAGGUCAGGUGCAGGCUCAGCCCCACUGGCAGCCCCUGGAGCUCCUGGAGCACUUCCUUUCUCUACACCACCCCUGAAGCUGCCCCCACCAAGGCUCCUGACACCUGGCGGCGCCUGGGCCCAGCACUACCGAACGGCAGCCAGGAGGUGACAGUCUUGGUCAAGCCCCUGCCAGCCCCAGAUGCCCGUGGCAGGAUCCUGGGCUACGCUGUGACCACCAAGACCACCAAGGGAUCACUGCUCCUCUGCAACACCUCCAGCACAGCAUGCACUGUCCUGCUACCUCCAGGAGCCCACAUCCUCCAUGUCACUGCUCACAACUCCAAGGGGGCUUCCAGCCCUGCCACCAUCACCCUCAACCAGGGCACCAACAGCCAGGAAGAGUUCCCAGCACCUCUGGCUGUGGAGGUCAAGCCUGAGAACCAGAGCAUCUUCUUGGUGACCUGGCAACACCCCCAGCACAGCAGGAGGUCCCUGCUCUGGUUCAUAGUAGAGUGGAUUUUUACCACCCAAUACAGCCAGGAGGAGCAAUACUUCUGGAAGAAAGUUCCACAGCAGGAAGCACACACCUACAUCCAAGAAGGUGCAGCAGCAGGAGGCCACAUCAACGUGUCUGUGUAUGCAGUCUACCCUGAUGGAGUCAGCAAACCAAGCUCUGGCCAAGUCCCUCCAGGGAACCACCUGCUGAGCACCACCUACAGCGAGAUCUCCUAUGAUGAUGACAUUGGUGUUUUCUUGGGCCUGGGCAUCAGCAUGCUCGUGUUAUCCUUGGGGUUUGCUGUCCUGAUGUUUAAAAAAUCAGCCAGAAAAAGAAUCAAAGCCAGCGUUGUGCCGCUUUUGCCAAAGUGGCUCAGGGAAGACCUUCCCCAAAUGGAAAACAGCAACGUGGUGAAGUCACUCCAGGAAAAGAGUGAUUUCAUGGAUAACAAUGAGCCAUUCUUGGACAUCAGUGACCCCACAGUUACAGAAGUGGAGGAGGUGCCAGAGCAUGAGGAGUACAAGACCAUAACCACAAGAAGGAAGCCCAGCAGAGAGGUGCCUAAGGAGUUGGAACACCCAAAGAGCACAGCACCAGCCAGCACCACCAUCCCUGAGCAGAUCAGUGACUACAAACCUCAGGUGUCUGAUGUCAACCCAGCAGGCUACAUUGCUGCCAACUUUUACCAAGCACAGACCCAAGCAGCCCUCCCUGAACCAGAGAUGAAUGUCUGCUUCAGAGACUACCCCAGCACCGAGACCCCCCUGUGGCGUGCAGGGGGAGGGGACCACAACCUCUGGCUGCUGGAGAAGGUCAACCUUGUCCUAAACAGCAGCCAGAGUGGGCAAAGCCACGUGUUCAGCUCAGCUGUGGUGGGACAUGGGUCCCUCAUGGAGAGCCAGUGGGCUCAGACCUUGGCCAUGGAUGCUCAAGAGCAAACGCUGGUUCCUGAGGAGCUGCUCUGCUGCCUGAGAGCCAUCAAUGGGGGCUCAGGGACAGCCAAGAGCUGCUUCCCCCAAAGCACUGGAGGCUUAUUUUGA
Indicator indicator is the source of this 2376-nucleotide messenger RNA. RefSeq names its product interleukin 23 receptor (gene IL23R). Gene Ontology annotation, biological process: cytokine-mediated signaling pathway. Gene Ontology annotation, cellular component: membrane; external side of plasma membrane. The transcript has 14 exons. Gene Ontology annotation, molecular function: cytokine receptor activity; protein binding. The record is from RefSeq and is a predicted model, not a curated record. The coding region runs from base 1 to 2376 and encodes 791 amino acids. Lineage: Eukaryota; Metazoa; Chordata; Aves; Piciformes; Indicatoridae.